UUUUAUAGUGGAAUAUCAGACAAGGAGAAUCUUUUUUACAUUUUCUAGCCAAUCCUCAUCCAUCCUAUUUUAAAGUAAAUUCAGUAGCCAAAACUUAAAGGGUCUUCCAAAAUCUGUUCAACAAUCAUCUCAAAUGGGAGCUGUAACCCAAAAUUCUCUGCACAGUGAGUAUGCAAUGUUGCUCAUUUUACUGUUCUAUUCAUUUUCUGUUUUUGUUAAUGGUUAUAAUGCUCAGUUAACCUCACAUUCAAAUCAUAGACCACACCAUCAUUUUCUCUUCACCGAAGCAAAAUCUAAAGUCUUGCCUAAUCCAUCUGAUUACUUUUCUAGCCAACUUCUUUCCACCCCUUUGCCCACUAAUUCAUUUUUCCAAAAUUUUGUACUCAAGAAUGGUGACACGCCUGAGUACAUUCAACCUUAUCUAAUUCGCUCUGCUAACUCCUCUGUUUCUAUUUGUUACCCAUCUCAGAACAUAACCUCUGCUUUAAUAGAACAGAUUUUUCGCCCGGAUUUGACUAUAUCCGCUUUCAAGAAUCCUAAUCCAACGCAGCACCACAUAAUCUCAUCAUAUAGUGAUCUCAGUGUUACUUUAGACUUACCAUCAAGUAAACUUAGAUUCUUUCUGGUCAGAGGUAGUCCUUAUAUAACCUUUGCCGUUAGUGGAAACACUUCCAUUUCAAUCUCAAGCGUUCAUCCCAUUCGCAAACUCUCUUGUCAUAGUUCUUUCACUAAGUACACAAUUAGACUCCGCAAUCGUCAAACAUGGAUCCUAUAUGCAUCUUCUCCUAUACAUUUGACUCACAAUGUAUCCUCUAUUUUUUCUGGUGGAUUCUCGGGUGUUAUACGGAUUGCUCUCUUGGCUAAUUCUGAUCGCCAAUGUGAGAAAAUUCUUGAUCAGUACAGCUCGGCUUAUCCUGUGUCUGGAAGUGCAACUUUGAGAUCUUUUGGUCUUAGUUACAAAUGGGAUGUGAAAGGUAAAGGCAAGCUGAUUAUGCUUGCCCAUCCUCUUCAUCGUCGACUUCUUUCAACAGCAGAUUCUUCAGCAGCUCAUGUUCUAGAGGAUUUCAAGUAUAGAAGCAUGGAUGGUGAACUUGUCGGUGUUGUUGGAGAUUCGUGGGAGCUUGAAACAAAUUCAAUUCCAAUAUCAUGGCAUUCGGUUAAAGGUUUGAAUAAAAAAUCAAUCCCUCAAAUUAUUCGUGCACUUGGUAAAGAUGUUAAGACUUUGAAUGCAUCAAACGUAUCUACUACAUCGUCGUACUUUUAUGGGAAAUUAGUUGCUAGAGCAGCAAGAUUGGCAUUGAUUGCAGAAGAGGUUUCUUAUCCUAAGAUAACGCCGGUUGUUGUUCAAUACUUGAAGGAUACAAUAGAGCCUUGGUUAAAUGGAACAUUUGGUGCCAAUGGUUUCUUGUAUGACAGGAAAUGGGGUGGCCUUGUGACUAAACAAGGGCUAAAUGACACAACCGCAGAUUUUGGUUUUGGAAUUUACAAUGACCAUCAUUUUCAUUUGGGAUACUUUGUGUAUGGUAUUUCUGUGCUUACUAAAUUUGAUCCUGCUUGGGGAAAGCAGUACAAAAAGCAAGCCUAUGGUUUAGUUGAAAAUUACACGAACUUGGGACUGAAGGAGAACCGGCAUUAUACUCGUGUUAGGUGUUUUGACUUCUGGAAGUUACAUUCUUGGGCUGCAGGGUUGAAUGAAUUUCCAUUUGGGAGAAAUCAAGAAAGUACAAGUGAAGCUAUUAACGCGUAUUAUUCAGCAGCAUUGAUGGGAUUCGCGUAUGGAGAUACAGACCUUGUUUCCAUCGGAUCAACUCUUACUGCCUUUGAAAUUCUAUCAGCACAGACUUGGUGGCAUGUAAAAGGAGACAACAAAAUCUAUGCACCAAGUUUUGUCAAGAAAAAUAAGGUGGUUGGUAUUUUAUGGUCUAGAAAAAGAGAUAGUAAUCUUUGGUUUGCUCCAGCUGAGAGGAAAGACAUAAGGCUGGGGAUUCAAGUUCUACCAUUAUUACCAAUCACUGAGGUUGUGUUUUCUGAUGUGGAUUAUGUGAAAGAGCUUGUUAAAUGGGCACUCACUAGUGUACCUAAAAAUAGAACUGAGGAAGGUUGGAAAGGAUUUGUUUAUGCCUUGGAAGCUAUUUAUAGAAAGAAGCAAGCUCUAAAGAAAGUGAGGGACCUGAGCAAUCAUGAUGAUGGAAAUUCACUCUCAAAUCUCUUGUGGUGGAUUCAUAGCAGAAAAUGAUGAGCAUUUAAUUUGAGAGGUUUGCUAAUUAUGCUUUUUAGAUUGUUAUUCUUGAAGUGUUGAUCAAUUCCAUUUGUCUGAGGAAACUUCAAUAAAUUUGGCAUGAGUAACACAGUGAGAAUAACAAUGUGUUUAUUAUUGACCAAUGUCACCAUGCUCAUGCUUUUUACAAAUAUGCAUCAUGAUUAAUAGAGUUUCUAAUUAGAAUUUUCUUGCUGCUA
Nicotiana attenuata is the source of this 2457-nucleotide messenger RNA. Its product is annotated as probable endo-1,3(4)-beta-glucanase ARB_01444. NCBI's taxonomy places the organism in Eukaryota, Viridiplantae, Streptophyta, Magnoliopsida, Solanales, Solanaceae. The transcript has a single exon. Bases 134 to 2236 code for a protein of 700 amino acids. The record is from RefSeq and is a predicted model, not a curated record. Gene Ontology annotation, molecular function: endo-1,3(4)-beta-glucanase activity.